Messenger RNA from Gadus chalcogrammus (walleye pollock), 3525 nucleotides. RefSeq names its product hepatocyte nuclear factor 3-beta-like. The transcript has 5 exons. Gene Ontology annotation, biological process: regulation of transcription by RNA polymerase II; cell differentiation; anatomical structure morphogenesis. The record is from RefSeq and is a predicted model, not a curated record. The coding region runs from base 1773 to 3152 and encodes 459 amino acids. Lineage: Eukaryota; Metazoa; Chordata; Actinopteri; Gadiformes; Gadidae. Gene Ontology annotation, molecular function: DNA-binding transcription factor activity, RNA polymerase II-specific; transcription factor binding; protein domain specific binding.
CAAACACUUUGCAAUCAUACCUAGCAUCUCUACCUCAGUGCGUAGUCGUAGAGAGAAUGGUUGAAUCACGAACAAGCUUUGUGUAACCUGCUUUAGUCUUAAAUCUAUGGCUGGCUAUCGUUUUACGACAGUAGUAGCUGGUACUUCUGUGGGCAGGGUUCCCAGAUUGUGAGGGAAAUCUGGCCCAAUCUGGCAACCCUGUCUGGUCCUCAUGAACAUGACCUCAGGUGGACCGCUACUCACCGCUGAACAUCAGACGUACCGUGGUUUGAGUCACACCAGCUGGAGGAUAUGAACCGUGGAUCUUAAGACAACCAAAAGUUCCACUGUCGGCAGGACUACAACUCCGAGGACUACAACUAAGGACUACACACCGCGGAUAUCUGAUAUAUGCAUUCGACUUCCGGAGUACGGAGUCCCGGUUGGCACAAAUAUGUCAGAAGUCGAAACGAAUGUGUUCGUUUUAUAAUAUUUGGUUACUGAGCACAUGUGUUGAUUGAAUGUUUAAGUGUGCAACUGAAUGUCGGUUCUCAUAGUGUAUUCUUCAUUUAAAUGUAAAUGUUCACAUGGACAACCGAUGAUGAGGUCGCUGACAAACUAAACUAUACCAUAACCACCAUUAUCACAUACCAGACCCUGUCCGUCCACGACCACCAGACCAGUCUACCAGACCAGACCUCCACCGGACCCAGCCCACCCGGGCUGGGCGGCAUGUGGCUCAGAAGGUAUCGGGUGGGCUGGUCACCGGAAAGUGGCAGGAUCGAUAUAUUGUAAAGGGCUUUGAAUGGCCACCGGUUAGAAAAGCGCGGUAUAAAUGCAGUCAGUUUCCCUCCACGGACCCCAGCCGCGGGGGGGGCGAGAGAGAGGUAGACUUGUCUUGUCUUCUGAGAAGACAUGGAAUUAUGUUUUUUUUCGCCUUGUUUCCACCUUUUGAUUAAUUCAUAUCAGACCGUCGCACCAGAGACUGAAUUCUAAAAGUGUCUUCUGUGUAAACCGCAGUAACGGAGGGAUUCUGUAAGUGAAUUGGCUUCGGGGCCGCGGGCCGGGUCUCGAACCAUCAACCGCUGCACUGCAAAGUGGAGACGGCUCCUCGCGACUCAACUCAGUGGGCGUGUUUGGAUUCACUGAAACCGUCUAUCUACAGACCAAUUCAUAUGAUAUAGGCCUACUAGCCUAUAUAUAAUAAAAAGUUAUUUAUUAUCCAUUACAUUUUAUACAUUAUUAGCUGUAGGCCUGUGUAGCCCAGAUAUCUGACCGGGAAUGCCUAUAACGCAGUGAAUUCAGAUGAGAGAUUUUCUAUAGGUUCAACUUAACGCUUCUAAGGGAUGUUUUUAUCCUGAGCAGAAGGCAUUCAUCGGAUCAAUUAGCCUUCUACAAAUAGUAUGGUUUAUUACCAUAAUGUUAAGGAUCGCCUUCACAUACAUAUUAAUGAUUCAGCCUAAAGUCCAUUAUAGGGCUAUAAUAAUCAUUCAUAAAACUCGAUAGCAACAAUGUUUUUUUUUAAUAUAUUUUGUUAAGAACAUGACUGUAGACAAAUAAAUGGAUUAAAUAGCCCUUUUGUCAAAUAACAGCAGGUUUAGGAAAAGCUCUGUUGACUAAUGAAAGUGUUAUUUCGAGGAUGAUCACAUAUUUACUAAAUGUGUGGAAUCGAGAUUCGGUGAACGCGGACUCGUUCUUAUCGCAGAGACUCGAUCAAUAAGGACCGACGGACUCGGAGUAAACAAGGUCUGAGCGAGACGCGGGGAGAGGACUCAGUCGCUCCGAGCCUCACAAUGCUGAGCGCCGUGAAAAUGGAAGGCCACGAUCACGCAGACUGGAGCGGAUACUACGGGGACGCCGAGAGCUACUCCUCGUUCGGGAGCCUCACCGCGGGGGGCCUCGGGAUGACCACCAUGGGGGGCUACAUGAGCGCCCCCCCCGGCAUGUCCGGCCUCCCGGGCGGGGGCGGCAUGGCCGGCAGCCCGGUCAACGUGUCCUACAUGAACCCUGGCGGGGGGGUCAGCCACCACCACCACGCCGUGCCCGGGAUGUCCCCGGGCACCGGGGCAAUGCACGCGAUGGGCGCCGCCGCGGGGGGGAUGAUGUCCGCGGGAGGGGGCAGCACGAGCCCCCUGGGCGCGCAGUCCGCGUCCAUGAACGCUCUGACGCCCUACGGCGGCGUGUCCGUGAUGAGCCCGGUCUACGGUGGCCACCAGGCCAACCUUGGCCGCGCGCGCGAGCCACCGAAAUCCUACCGGCGGAGCUACACGCACGCGAAGCCCCCGUACUCGUACAUCUCGCUGAUCACGAUGGCCCUGCAGCAGUCCGGCUCCAAGAUGCUGACCCUGAACGAGAUCUACCAGUGGAUCAUGGACCUGUUCCCGUUCUACCGGCAGAACCAGCAGCGCUGGCAGAACUCCAUCCGCCACUCGCUUUCCUUCAACGACUGCUUCAUCAAGGUCCCGCGCUCCUCCGACAAGCCCGGAAAGGGCUCGUUCUGGGCGCUGCACCCCGACUCGGGAAACAUGUUCGAGAACGGCUGCUACCUCCGGCGGCAGAAGCGCUUCAAGUGCGAGAUCAAGGUGUGCAAGGAGCCCGCCGCGGGGGGGAAGCCCUCGUGCGAAGCGGGCGCGGUGGCCAGCUGCACGGACAGCCGCGGCGCGGGGACCGAGUCGCCGCACGUGCACGCGUCCCCGGUGAAGGAGACCAAGCGCGCAGCUGCGGCGGCGGCCAGCGAGUCCAAACCGCUGCGGGAGCACGAGGUGUCCACCACCAGCCCCGCGCGCCUUCCGUCUCCCGCGCUCCAGACGCACCAGCUCUUCGCCCAUCAUCAUCAUCAUCAUCAUCCCAAUCACCCGCACUCGGUGCUCGUGCACGACGCGCACACCGCGGGACAGCUGAAACCUGAGCACCACCCGCUCCAUCACCACUACUCCUUCAACCACCCGUUCUCCAUCAACAACCUCAUGUCGGAGCAGCAGAGCCACCAGCAGCACAGGAUGGACCUGCGGACGUACGACCAGGUCAUGGGCUACGGGUACGGGUCCACCGCCGGCUCAGGGGCCCUCUGCAUGGGGCCCAUGGCCGCCAAGGCCUCGUUCGAUGGCUCCACGCCCGCCGACACCUCCUACUACCAGGGGGUGUACUCCCGGCCUGUCAUGAACUCCACGUGAGAGGCCUGGACCUGGGGCUGUACCCGGGACUAUACUGGGGGGCUGUCGGAGCGGCCUGGACGCGGGACUACUGGGGGGCUGUCGGAGCGGCCUAGACCCCGGACUGGGGGGCUGUCGGAGCGGACUGGACCCGGGACUGUACCCGGGACUAGGGGACUGUGAGACGGACCGUGUAUUUGUAUAAAUGAGCGCUUGGUUCGUUGGUUGGCUGAGGUGUUGGAGCCCCGUCCGGAGGGUCUGUGGGAGCAGCUCCGUGAUGCUCUUUUCUAAGGAUGCGACGUAAAUAAACGAACAAUGCCAUCCGUAUUUGUCUAGAAAAAAAAUCUUUAUAUUAAAAUAUAAUCUGAAUGUUGUCUCCUAAAAUGUUAUUUUU